UGGACCACUGCAACACCAACCAUUAGCAGACAACUAUCAAACUACGGCCGUCUGACAGUCAUUUUUUAAAUCUUACACAUCAUCCUCACCGGUAAACAAUGUGACCAAGUGAGGAGAACACCUUGGUGAGGACUGUCAGAAACACAUGACAACCAACUUUGGUUGUUGUGAGAGGCUCACGACCAUGGCAUCCCAGCCGAGUGUAAACAAUGAGGAGAGGAAUCUUCUUCGCCGCCAAGCAUGGGAACAGAGGAUCCAAGAAACAAGCCAAGCCAAAGAACUCAACCCUGACAAUGUGCCACUCUUUGGAGAACCGUACAAAACAAACAAGGGGGACGAGCUUUCCAAUCGAAUCCAGAGGAUGCUGGGCAAUUAUGAAGAUGUGAAUCAUCCCAGUCCUUUAACCAUUGAGCCCUUACCCGUUCCUACUUAUGUAACCUUCUCACAGUCAGAUCAAGGUCAUCCAAACACAGAUAAAUCAGCCAAACCUCCAUUCCAUAACCAGGCCCAUUACAUGUCCAACCAAAGCCAAACAGGCCCCUUGAGUAACAGUUACUCCUCUCAGCCCACUAGGGCGUCAACUGCGUCUGCUUCUCCCAACCACCAUGGACAUUCAUCCACUUUGUCAAAGGCUUCCUUUAACCACAGUCAUCUCAGCCACUCAACACAUCAACAAAAGAAGAGUGAGUCCUUCUCAGAUCUCAGGGAGCAUGUCAGCCUUCCUCAGGAAAUGUCUGCUCAGGCUCCUGAUGCUAAACCACAACCCUUCCUACAUUCCAGUGACCACAAUAACACAGAGCCCAAAGACACGGACACUAAGGACACCUUUGAUUUCCAUCUUCUUCAAGGGUCCACCGAUCACCCCUUUGCCAGCACCAUGGAUGUUUCAACAUUAAAUCUUAAGCAGUCCCCUAAAGAUGCAUGUCUGCCUCAAGCCAGCAAGGGUAACACGCUACCCUCGCAGACCUUCCCUCCACUCCAGUCGUCUAAGCAGCCCAGCGUAGUCAUGACCCAGAAGCCAACAGCAUAUGUGCGGCCCAUGGAUGGCCAGGACCAGGUGGUCAACGAGUCACCUGAGCUCAAGCCUUCACCAGAGCCAUAUGUACCUCUACCAGAGAUAACGGUCAACAAACCUGACCUGGGCAAAACAAAGAUGCUGCCACAGUUUUUGGAGACAAGAACAAAUGAAGCUCAGUGUGUGGAGGACAUCUUGAGGGAAAUGACCCACUCAUGGCCUCCUCUCCUGACAACUAUACACACACCUUUCACAGAAGAACCCUCCAAGUCCCCUCUCCCAGCUAAGGAAGCAAAAAACGUCUCUUCAUGCACGGGACAAAAAAAUUGUGACUACUCUUCUACACGUCCAUCCCAUCUCAACCAAAAGAGCUCCUCAUCUUCAUUUGAAGCAGCACAUUCCAGCGGAGUAGAGUCUGCAAGCUCCAGCGACUCGGAGAGUAGCUCAAGAUCAGAGUCGGACAGUGAAAGUGCCACUGAGGAGCUGCCUCAACCCCUAGUGAGCAGCUCGGUUAAAAUGGAGCCUGAUGCUCCAGCAGUGACCCAUGGUGACUGGCAAUUGGGGAACUGGAUCAGGUCCAGCCAGCAGAACUCCAGCACUGAAAGCCAAGAUGUCUCUGAGAGCCCGGCGCACAAACAGCUACAGCCCACUGACAGUUCCAAGCACUCAAGUGUGGAGGUGAUCGGCCCCAGCAGGGAGUCUAAACCUCAGCUUUCUUCUCGCCAAAAAGACAACCUUCCCAAACCCAAGCAGUGCAGUGAAAGCUCUCAGCAUGACUAUUACCCGAAAAGUAGCCAAAAAGCCCCCUCUGUUGAACUUAACAGCUGUACCACUUCCAGGAAACUUUCGGGCAACACACACCCCUCCAAACCAGUGAAGGCAGCGUGUUCAGAUCACACUGAAACAGCUCUCAUUGUGAAAUCUGAGGAAGUUGUAGCCACACGAGUCAAAGACCCGUGUUUCACAGAUAGACCCAAGGUGAAAACGAAAACGGUUCAUUGCAAGAAAAUGAAGGUUAGCAGUGACACUAAAAGAGACAGUAAGAGGACUUCUAAACACACCUCACUUGACAAGCGAAAGGCUGAAUCAGAGCCGCGGCCUGACAUCACGCCAAUCCCACACGGUCAUUGUCCAUCUUGCGGUGUGAGGUACCCUAACCCCUGCUCCUGCCCCACUCCUUCUCAGCCUGCUCAGCCUGACCAGCUGUUUCUGGCCCCUGCAGUCAGAAUCAGUUGUAGCAUACCCAAAACAGAAACUAUCUGCCAGAAGAUGCCUCACAAAACUUCAUGCCCUGCAACCCACAAGCACUCAGAAAAGACCGGGCAUGCUGCCAAAGGUUCUCGGGACCCCUGUAGGCCUCCUAGAUCCCUGCUGGUGAAGAUUGAUCUAAGUCUGCUCUCAAGAGUCCCCCAGACCUCAGACACUCACCAAAGGAUACCCAGCAAUACAAAGAGACCAGCCCUGGUCGUAGAGCAAGAAGGAGGGGGUGGCGGCGGCUGCGAUGCUCCUACAACACACAAACACACCAAAACCAGCAAAAAGAGUAUACCUCAAAAUGUUGAGGUAGACAAUAAAACUCUUCCCAGGAAAAAACAGAGACUGGAUAACAAGAAUACCUCAUCAACUAAUGCUUCCAUCAAACUGGAAAGUUCCAGCAAUCCAACAGAGGAGCAGGAGCGAAAGAAGGCCAAGAAAAAGCCUGUAAAUUUGCAGCAGACUCAAACACCCAAAGACACUAAUAAAGACUCAAAGAUACACAAACGGUCUACUGGGGAGACCCAGGAGUCCAGUAAAGAGACUGUAAAGAGAAAAGACUCCCACAAGCACAGGAAGAGCAGCGGAAAACACACACAAUGCUCACAUGUUGAAAAGAAGCCCCCAAAGAGAAGCCUACCCGUCCCACCAUCAUCUUCACAGUCCACCAGGGAAACUGUGACCAACAGGCCUUUGCUCAGAUUUGAUGACAGGCACUAUCCAGUGAAGCAUUACAUAAAGGAAGCCAAAAGACUGAAACACAAAGCAGAUGCAGAGAUGGAUAAACUCAGUAAAGCUUUCAACUACCUGGAUGCAGCCAUGUACUUUGUUGAGAGCGGCAUUGCCAUGGAAAAAGAUCCACAGAUUUCAAUGUCUUCAUACACUAUGUUUGCAGAGACUGUAGAGCUUCUCAAGUUUGUACUGAAACUUAAAAACACAGUGGAUCCCUCUGCUCCGCCUGCUGAAAAGGACUUUUUAGCUUUAUGUUUGAAGUGCCAGUCUCUCCUGCAGAUGGCCAUGUUUCAACACAAACACAAAACUGCACUUAAGUAUUCAAAGACCCUCACUGAUCACUUCAAUAACUCUGCUCAGGCAACACAGGAUCCUUCUGUCUACACAUUAAAAGGCAUAGACACCCCGUCCCCUACGCCCAGCAUGUCGUCUCCAGCCAGCACAUCCACCAGCUCAGGUCCUGGCUUCAGCCGCAGCGGGUUGGUCGUGGGCCCUGUUGGCAGCACUGUGGCAGUUCCUCAGGCCAUUGAACAAGUGGCAUUCACUUACGUCAACAUCACUACGUUAUUCCUGAGCGCUCAUGACAUCUGGGAGCAGGCGGAGGAGCUGGCACACAAAGGCAGCGGUUUGCUGACGGAGCUGGACACUAUUAUGGGCCCAUUGAGUCUAACAUCAACUAUGAGCUCUGUGGUUCGUUACACAAGACAAGGUGUCCACUGGCUGCGGCUGGACAGCCAAAAGGUAAAGUGACCAACAGCCUGCUCCUCCCACUAGAUGCCUUCAGACCAUCUGACACCGACACCGGUCUCUCAACACCUGGUUACACAUCUGCCGGCUGUGUUUUUCUAAUUUCACUUGGACCUGAACUCAUCUCGUCAAAAAGGGAGACACAGAUGUCAUCUCGGGUCUGUGGAGUUUCACACUUGUUUGUUCUUUUGUUUCAUUUUUUGUCUCUCUCUCUGUUUCUCUUUUUUCUCUGGCACAAAAAGCAGGCUGCAUCUGGUGCCUCGCUAGAUUUAACACGCCUUCCUUUUCAUUUAUGAAGUGAUGUCAUUGAUGGGGCUUUAUUGAGGAGUCUUUUAACUAAAUUCAGAUGGAAACACAUCAAAUAUAACCAACAGUGCCGUUUAGUGGCUCUACAAUUCCACUCAGCUUUAUCACGUGUUUAUGGUGGUGCAAGCACCGACACAGAUCUUAUUUAUUAUUGUUACAAUCACAACUUUAGUUUUUUUAACGAUGUUGCUAAUAUGAUUUGUAACUCAGACUUCUGAUUAAGCCUGGAAAAGGCACUUGAAUCAUUGAAUCAUGUCUGAAAAAUAUCACCACACAGUUUUAUUUAAUAUCUCUUAAAAAGAGAUAAGGUUUACUUGUCUGAAAGAUUGGCUUGAUUAAGAUGUUUUUCUUAACCACAAAUCACCUUUAAAAAAAACAACAUUUCAGUUCAUCACAAUAUUGGUAUCACAAUGGUGUUUUUUCCUUUACAAGAACAAGGUGUGACAUUGUCUAAUCUUGACUGCAGGCAGUAGCAAUAAAUCAAAUACAGGGAAAUUGUUGCUGCUAAAAAUUGAGUGUCCAACAGCACUAACUUGUAAUAAUACAAAACACAUUUAAUUUAUUCAGUUUAGUGACUUUAAACUAAUUCGGAAAUUGAAAAUAGAAAUGUCAACCAGGAAUUAUUAGUCAGACUUAGAGAUUUAAUUCUGAUACACAUAAAGUUUGAAAGACUUUCUUUGAAGUUGAAAGAAUUAAAAAAAAAAACCCAUAAUGUCCUUCUAAUGAGACAUUUAUUUAUCCUCAAAAGACAAAAACCAUGUUAUUAUACAUAUAUUAUCCAGGUUGUCUCAAAGCGAAGAUGAAUGUGGACACAGUUUAUAAUCUGCUCAUGAAUAAUGAGUAAGAGCAGGUACAACAUUUUCAGACCGUGUAAAGGCCGUAAGAGGCCGUUUUUCAACAUGUUUCUCAUGAAAAGUCCUCAUGUAUCAGGUGGAACUGAAGCCUGAAUAAAUUUCAUAAUGUAACCAUUUCUUAAGUCGUCUACAGUAAGAAGUUAGUUUGCAUGCUGAAGAUGUUUCAGACUCAUGUUUCUGACGUUUCACUGUUUUGGUUUUGUGGUUGACGGCUGCAGCUCGGGCUUGUGGGAGAAGAGGCGAUUUGGCCGUCAUAUUUUUGUGGCUGUAGCCGGUUUCAGACCAAAGCAAACUUGAUUUUUAUGCUCAUCUUGUUAUACAUUUUUGCACUUGCGCUCUCCUUCCAGUAAAAAUCAGACAACAUGCAAGAACAAAAAGAGGGAGAACUUUUACACCCGUCUUUGUUUAAGUAUUGUAGUAGAAGUUGUUCACAGUUUGAGUUACCUUUUCAAUUAUAGUGGGAGGACCACAGUCAUUCAACAGAUAUAAAACUACAGUUAUGUUCCCUUUUAUGUGUUUUUGCACCAAUAAGCUGCUUUCCUGUAAGUGUUUCUCAUGCUUCUGUUCAGUUGCAAAUUGUUUCCUAGACGAGUAGAAUGAAUGGCCGAACUAUUAAGCUUGUUAAAAAAAUGCACUUUGAGUAUUUUCAGUUCAUUUCAGUGUGCUUUUUGAACGAAAGGAAACCCAAGACCGACAGGACUGUGCUCUUGUACUCUUGUUUGUUGUCACUUUUAAUCCAAGCAAUAAAGCGUGCGUUACGUUGGCUCAGAAAUUAAGUGAGGUGUUGUUAUGACAGGGUCUUGUGCCGAUAAAUAAAAUAAUCAGUAUGAAAUAACGACGCCAAAAAGGAAACAUUCGUUUGGAUUAGCGCAUUUAAAAAUAAGCGCAUUUCUUGAAAUGAGUGCCAUUGGGUUUUCGACAUUUUUCGCUUGUGCUAAUUCAGUUGGCGUGUCCGUGCAAUUACGCGAUAAAAGGGCUAUAGAAGGAUCACAAAGUGUUCCUAACUUUAUUUUCUCACAUAAAUGAUAAAGUGAUAUUUUUUUAAGUAAGGAGCGAGUACACUGGUGCCAUGAUGUUAGGGAUUAUUUUUAAGUACAGCAGGCUGCUAUAGAAAUGAUCUUUAGAGUCUCUCACCACAAAGUCUUCACUGCACAUGAGUUAAAAACUGCAAAUUUUGGCAUUUGACAUUCAUAAUUAGUUAAUAAGUAGUAAAUGUGUUUCUUUUUGUCUCGUGUCUUCCAACCUGUGGCUUUAUUUCCAUCAUCCUCGGCCGUUGGUGCUUUGUUUAUGAACUACUCUGCAACAAGUUUACACUUCUUCUUCAUGUCCAAAUAAUUAUUUACUGGAAAAAAAAUGUUCAAAAAGGCUUUUUGAAGGAUGUGUUUUUUUCCUUUUGUGAAGUAUGUAAAGAAUUUGUGUUGCAGUGUACAGAGAUGAAU
Scomber scombrus (Atlantic mackerel) is the source of this 6347-nucleotide messenger RNA. It is a transcript of the gene aff1, whose product is annotated as AF4/FMR2 family, member 1. The coding region runs from base 146 to 3751 and encodes 1201 amino acids. The record is from RefSeq and is a predicted model, not a curated record. NCBI's taxonomy places the organism in Eukaryota, Metazoa, Chordata, Actinopteri, Scombriformes, Scombridae. The transcript is spliced from 19 exons. Gene Ontology annotation, biological process: regulation of gene expression. Gene Ontology annotation, cellular component: super elongation complex; nucleus.